This is a messenger RNA of Ixodes scapularis (black-legged tick), 891 nucleotides long. Its product is annotated as protein PBDC1. Bases 1 to 507 code for a protein of 168 amino acids. Gene Ontology annotation, cellular component: cytoplasm. NCBI's taxonomy places the organism in Eukaryota, Metazoa, Arthropoda, Arachnida, Ixodida, Ixodidae. The transcript has a single exon. The record is from RefSeq and is a predicted model, not a curated record.
AUGGCCAACCUCGCACCAGGACUAGACCCUUCAGCCGCGCUGGGUGCCGCUCACCUGCUCAGCAGACCCGCCUCAGAGUUCGGCAAUGACCCCACCGUGGAAUCGCUGUGGGCCAUCAAGGCCGUAGAGCACAUGGAAGUAUACUUCAACCUCAUCAGCGCUGUCGAUCCAAAACUCCUCAAGUUGACCCCGCACGACGACGCGCUCUACAAGGACUUCAGAGCCCGAUUCCCAGCGCUGAACGUGAAGCUACUCGUCGAAGCCGAGCUGAAAAGCGAAGAUUCAAAGAAACAGUGGCGGGAAUUCUGCAUGAACUACGAGGGAGUCGUGGAAGACUAUAACUACGCCACCAUGGUCCGACUGGACAGCGAGAGCGACUACAGAGAAGACAACACGACCCUCGUGCCCCGCGUCCAGUUCUACGCCAUCGAGAUCGCGCGCAACCGGGAGGGACACAACGACGGCAUCAAGAACAAGUACGGCGCCACGAAACCGCAGGAAAGUUGAAGAACCCGCACCUGCUCACAGGAUGGACGUGCAACGACAGUUGAGUUUGUUUAUAAAGGACUUCUGCGCCGCGCAGCAACUCGACGAAGUAUUACCGAUCGAGAGCUUCAGUUUGGCGACUAAGAAGGGUACCAAGCAGCCGGCGGACUACCGAAUCUUUGUGGGAAAGCCGGCCCACCGGGUGCUGCGACCACGGCUAAAGCUGCUCGCAGACGAACUCCUCAAAGUCAGCGCCUCGUGGCCCGUGCCUGUCGCCAAGUGUCACUUCGAGACGUCAUCUCCCUACGUCGGAGUGCAUCUCCACCGCACAGCAGCCUUCCAAUCGUUAUUCGGGUCUAUCUUCGUGGAACAUACUAAAAAGACGCUGCAUGUUUGCAGACAAAA